AAAAUGGAGCUUCAUCUCAGCUGCUAUGCCUUUGAGUUUGACUUAGCAAUUCCCCAUAGUUGCAGCUACUUUUGAUUUGGGUUUUCUUUUCCCCAAUUAAAAAGGCUGAAUUUGAUGCUAAUCAAUCGACUGUUCUGAUGCUUAUGCUGCUGGCUGCCUGGCAUCAAUGUCUGUUGCCUGCUGCAUUCCACUAGUCGAAUGUGUGUCCUGCCUAGCGUGCGUCCGUUGGGUGUGGAAGAAAUUCCUCUACACCGCGGGGCAAGAGAGCGAGAAUUGGGGGGCAGCCACCCCCGAAGAGUUCGAACCGAUCCCCCGCCUCUGCCGCUACAUCCUCUCCGUUUACGAGGACGACCUCCGGAACCCCAUGUGGGCCCCGCCCGAAGGCUACGGAAUGAACCCCGAUUGGGUCCUACUCAAAAAGGAAUACACCGACACACAGGGGAAAGUGUCCCCUUACAUGAUAUAUCUCGACCACGAGAAUUCGGAUAUAGUUUUGGCGAUAAGGGGCCUCGAUAUGGGGAAAGAGAGUGAUAUUCUGAUGUUGCUCGAUAAUAAGUUAGGGCAGACGACUUACGACGGUGGUUAUGUGCAUAACGGGCUUUUGAAGGCGGCUCAGUAUGUUUUGGAAGAAGAGUGCGGGGUUUUGAGGGGGCUCGUCGAGAAGUUUAGUGGGUAUAGUUUGACUUUUGCGGGGCAUUCGCUUGGUGCGGGGGUUGUGACUCUGUUGACUUUGUUGGCGGUCAAUAACAGGGAGAAAUUGGGAGGGAUCGAGAGGAAGAGGAUUAGGUGUUUUGCUAUUGCUCCUGCGAGGUGUAUAUCGUUGAACUUGGCGGUUAGGUAUGCGGACGUGAUUAACUCGGUUGUACUGCAGGAUGAUUUCUUACCACGGACGACAGUAGCACUCGAACACGCCUUCAAAUCACUUUUAUGUUUCCCUUGCUUGAUGUGCAUAAUGUGCUUAAAAGAUACUUGCACACUCGAGGAAAAGAUGCUUCAAGAUCCGAGGCGGUUGUACGCACCUGGUCGACUCUAUCACAUAAUCGUCAGAAAACCUUUCAGGUUUAAAAAAAUUACACCACUUGUAAGAACAGCUGUACCCGUGGAUGGAAGAUUCGAGCAUAUUGUACUAUCUUGCAACAUAAUAUCGGACCAUGCUAUUAUUUGGAUACUACAGGAAUCUCAAAGAACACUUACCUGUAUGCUGGAAAAAGAGCCAAUUAUGAAAAUUCCGGUUGCGCAAAGAAUGGAAAGGCAAGCCUCGAUUGCGAAAGAACACAUGCAAGAGCAUAUGGCCGCUAUAAAGAGGGCGGUUGCAUUGGAUGUUCCGCAUGCAAAUUCACCACCUUCGUAUGGAACUUUCCAAGAAUCGGAAUCGGAGGAAGGUGAAAAUUCGAAUGUGUAGACGGUUUUUUCGUAAAUUAAAAGGAAUUUUUGGAGAAUAUGGGGUAGAGUUUAGAAAGAAGAUAUUGUAUAAACCUAUGAAUAGCAGAAAUUGUGUUAGAGAAAAUGAGGAUUCAUUAUUUGAUUGGUAUGCAUUGAAAUGUAACUAGACAUUUACCAUGGUGAAAAUAAGAUGAUGUAGUUCGUUGUUUUAUGCAAUAACUAACAUUU
Messenger RNA from Erythranthe guttata (spotted monkey flower), 1611 nucleotides. RefSeq lists its product as hypothetical. NCBI's taxonomy places the organism in Eukaryota, Viridiplantae, Streptophyta, Magnoliopsida, Lamiales, Phrymaceae. Gene Ontology annotation, biological process: lipid catabolic process. The record is from RefSeq and is a predicted model, not a curated record.